Messenger RNA from Amyelois transitella, 1874 nucleotides. It is a transcript of the gene Alas, whose product is annotated as 5-aminolevulinate synthase, non-specific, mitochondrial. The record is from RefSeq and is a predicted model, not a curated record. Gene Ontology annotation, molecular function: pyridoxal phosphate binding; 5-aminolevulinate synthase activity. NCBI's taxonomy places the organism in Eukaryota, Metazoa, Arthropoda, Insecta, Lepidoptera, Pyralidae. Gene Ontology annotation, cellular component: mitochondrion. Bases 215 to 1735 code for a protein of 506 amino acids. The transcript has a single exon. Gene Ontology annotation, biological process: heme biosynthetic process; erythrocyte development; hemoglobin biosynthetic process.
GUACAAUCAAACGUAAUCGAUAUGACGACACGAACUUUAUAAAUGAAAGGAGCCUUCGCUGCAGCCACCAGUUGAAACUGUCGAACCCAUCUUGUAAAACGUUCGGCUACAGUGAGAGCCAACGUUAAAAAAACAUCGAAAAUCCUUAGUCUGACUGUGUUGUGUUACUUCACAUUUUGUGUCGUCCUGAGUGUUAUUGCAGGAUUACAUAAAAAUGCCCUGUCCGUUUUUGGGAUCGUUGAAUCAAGCAUUCACCAGAAAUUAUGGAGCUGCUCUUAUGAAACAAUACGGAAGUUUCUGUCCAGUGAUCUCCCGUGGAUUCCGCUCUCUUGGCAACGACGAGACGAAAUGUCCUUUCAUUCAGGACAACGCUAUUGUGUCGGAGGCGCCCAAGGAGAUGUCAGAAGAUAUUGUGGAGUCCAUUCCGCCUUACAAGUACGAAAACUUCUUCCAUGAUCAAAUCAGUGCCAAGAAAAGAGAUUACUCAUACAGAGUAUUCAGGAAGGUGUCCCGAUUAGCAGCUGAUGGGAUAUACCCUCAGGCCUUGGAAGGCGCUGAUAACCGCCGUGUAACAGUCUGGUGUGCUAAUGACUACCUUGGAGCUUCCCGCCAUCCUCAAGUGAAAGAUGCGGCUAUCAAUGCCAUAAAAUCCUACGGUACUGGGGCAGGCGGCACGCGUAACAUUGCUGGCAAUUCCCAAAUGACCGAAAAACUCGAGGCAGAGAUUGCUCAACUUCAUAAGAAACCUGCUGCAUUGAUUUUCAGUUCUUGUUUUGUGGCAAAUGAUGCAACAUUGUCAACAUUGGCUAAGAUUUUACCUGGUUGUAUUGUUUACUCCGAUGCUGGGAAUCACGCCUCCAUGAUACAAGGUAUAAGAAACAGCCGGGCACCCAAACAUAUAUUUAGGCACAAUGACCCCAAUCACCUUAGACAAUUAUUGGCAGAGUCCCCUGCUGGAGUCCCGAAGCUAGUCGUGUUUGAGACUGUCCACUCUAUGAGCGGAGCUAUUUGUCCUUUGAAGGAAAUGUGCGAUAUUGCACAUGAAUAUGGAGCUUUAACUUUUGUUGAUGAAGUACAUGCGGUAGGAUUGUACGGGAAGCAUGGUGCUGGCAUCGCAGAGGAAAGAGGACUGCAAGAUAAGAUAGACAUAGUGUCCGGCACACUCGGUAAAGCAUAUGGGAAUGUGGGAGGCUACAUUGCUGCAUCAUCUCUUCUCGUGGAUACAAUAAGAAGUUAUGCCCCAGGGUUUAUAUUUACUACAGCACUACCUCCUCCCGUGUUAGCUGGGUCACUAGCCGCUAUUAGACUCCUCGCUAGUGAGGAGGGAAGAAACUUGAGAGCUAAGCAUCAAUCCAUAGUGAGAUACUUGAAGUUGUCAUUGCUGGUGGCUGGUUUACCGCAGUUACCAUCUGUGAGUCACAUUGUUCCUGUUCCCAUAGUGGGGGCCGACAAGGUGGCACUGGUGGCAGAAUCUCUUAUGAAGAGAGGACAUUACGUGCAGGCGAUAAACUACCCGACGGUGGCGCGCGGGGAAGAACGUCUGAGAUUCGCGCCCGGGCCGUAUCACACGCCCGUUAUGAUAGACAGCCUCAUCACUGCCCUGACGGAAGCAUUCCAUGAAAAUAAUAUAAGAUUCAACGAAUUUAUGAAGAACGGCACUUGUCGUGAAUGCAGUAUGGAGUACAAGGUUGACAUCAAUCUUGACGAAGUGCGCUACACGGCGCAAGUAGCUUAACCCUCGGCAAGGCCAUGACAUUCGCGCGCGCAACAUGAGAAAACGCUAAAAAUAUGUUAAUCGGUGUUAUAUAGUUUAUGGAGUUAUUUUAUGGUUCGUGGUUCUUGGUAGGGGUGAAUUAAAAAUUCGUAGCAAAUGA